This is a messenger RNA of Saccoglossus kowalevskii, 758 nucleotides long. It is a transcript of the gene Med18, whose product is annotated as mediator of RNA polymerase II transcription subunit 18. Gene Ontology annotation, biological process: regulation of transcription by RNA polymerase II; termination of RNA polymerase II transcription. NCBI's taxonomy places the organism in Eukaryota, Metazoa, Hemichordata, Enteropneusta, Harrimaniidae. The record is from RefSeq and is marked validated. Gene Ontology annotation, molecular function: transcription coregulator activity. Gene Ontology annotation, cellular component: core mediator complex; mediator complex.
GAGCUGGAGUACUGCGUAAAUAAAUGGGAGUAUGGCUAUACCGGUAAAUCCAUUGAGCCAGUCGACCAUGAGUUCCCCAAGUAUGCAGGAGUACCUGCUACAGGGAAGUAUUUUGGACUCGGCCUUGGAAAGCUUACUGCAUCGUCUUCGAGGUCUCUGUGACAAUGUAGAAGGACCAGAAACCUUCCACGACCAUGAAAUGGUCUAUAUACUGAGAGGUACUCCAAGUCCAGCAAUAUUGAGAGCCAGACAUGCACUAGACCAUCCGAACAUUCCAUGGCAGCUGAGAUAUGUAGGUCAGUCAGAGGUGGGUGAUAAAAACAGAAGUACACUCGUAAGAAGUUGUAUAGAUUGUGCUACAUCAGAUAAUUUAUCUAGUUUUCUUGUUGAAAUGGGAUUCAGACUUGAUCAUGAGUAUGUGAUAAAAGGUUAUCUCUUUAGAAAAGGAAGAAUGAAGAUAACUGUGUCAAAGCUGUUCAGGGUAAUCUCACCAGGAGUGACAGAAGAAAUAGAAGCUGUAUCAUUAUCUCAUUUAGUGGAGCUCAGUGUAGUUGCUCCUGCUGGCCAAGACGCUGUAGGAGAUGAUAUGAGGUCAUUUGCAGAACAUCUUAAACCAAUUGUACAAAUGGAGAAGAUGGAUCCCAAAAGACUAUAAUUUUGCAUUUUUAUUUUAAUAUAUUUUUAUGCAACACUGCCAUUGUACUUCAGAUUCCAAUAUUAUAAAAUAUUAAAAUAAAAUCUUUCAUAAUUUAUUGUGU